Messenger RNA from Andrographis paniculata, 1190 nucleotides. RefSeq names its product probable 3-hydroxyisobutyrate dehydrogenase-like 3, mitochondrial. The transcript has a single exon. The record is from RefSeq and is a predicted model, not a curated record. Bases 64 to 963 code for a protein of 299 amino acids. NCBI's taxonomy places the organism in Eukaryota, Viridiplantae, Streptophyta, Magnoliopsida, Lamiales, Acanthaceae. Gene Ontology annotation, molecular function: oxidoreductase activity; NADP binding; NAD binding.
AUCUUGACAUCUUGUAUUGUGUCCGGAGGUUAUUCAUUACUGUCUCUGCUGCUGUAGCUAAAGAUGAGCGGUCACUACCCGGACCCGAUUGACCCGACCCGAACCCGCAUAGGAUGGAUCGGCAUCGGCGUGAUGGGCGGCGCCAUGGCAGCCCGGCUCAUCUCCGCCGGCUUCUCCGUAUGCAUUUACGCCCGAACUCCUUCAAAAGCCGCUCACCUCAUUUCCCUCGGCGCCAGCCUCGCCGCCUCCCCAGCCGAUCUGGCCGCCUCGAGCGACGUCGUUUUCACGAUGAUCGGCCACCCAUCGGACGUCCGAGCCGUCGUGCUCCACACGCUCCUCCCCUCUCUAAACCCUAACACAGUUCUAAUCGACCACACCAGCAGCCACCCAGCCCUAGCCAGACUAAUCCACGAUUCCGCCGCGGAGAGACGCUGCCACUCCGUCGACGCCCCCGUCUCCGGCGGAGACGUCGGAGCUAGGGAAGGGAGGCUGGCGAUUUUCGCCGGCGGGGAGGGUCCGGUGGUGCGGUGGCUGAAACCGUUGUUGGAUGUGUUGGGGAGGGUGAGUUACAUGGGGAGUGCUGGGAAGGGGCAGAGUUGCAAAAUAGCUAAUCAGAUCAGUGUAGGGGGGAAUUUGGUGGGGCUGAGUGAGGGGUUGGUGUUUGCAGGGAAGGCUGGAUUGGAGAAGAGGAAGUUCUUGGAGGCGGUGAGGGGCGGCGCCGCCGGAUCGGCGGCGAUGGAAUUGUUUGGGGAGAGGAUGAUCGGUAGGGAUUUCAGGGCCGGGGGUUUUGCAGAGUAUAUGGUGAAGGAUUUAGGGAUGGGAUUGGGAGGGGUGGUGUUGCCCGGAGCUGCAUUGUGGAAGGAGAUGUUUGCGGCCAUGGUGGCAAAUGGGGAUGGGAAGCUCGGGACGCAGGGAGUGGUAAAGGUGAUCGAGAGGAUCAAUGGGUUGGAGCUUGAAGGUUAAGUUAUCUAACAGGGUGCAAACUAGGUGGACAAAACAAGUCAUACUUAGCAAAGUGCGAACCAUGGCCUAGUCCCGUUCCUUACGGAUAUAGUGAGUUGGGUGUUUUUUUUCUGUGAUGUGGUUCUAUUUUGAGUUUGUUGGUUGGCUAUGUCAUGGAUGGAUUUGAUCUUCAAUGAGUUUGAUUUCAUUUUCAGAGCUUGGGUAUGAUAAUGUUGCAGUUUUGGCAA